UUUGGUAGUUUGAUAAGUUGGUGCGCCGUUUUGAUCAACAAUUUUUGACAUAUGUCUAAAAAAUAGUUUUUUUGUUUACAAUAAUCGGUGUUGCGUGAAAAGUUGUAGUGCAUUAUUUAAUGCAAUUGAAUAAAUAUGAACAUGAAAAGUGAAUUGUGUGAAUAAACAAAUUGCCUUGAGUUACAAAAAAUGUGAAAAGAAUUACAACUUGAUUGCCAAUUACGAAAUCAUAAUUUUCGUUUUGUGGCUAAAUUUCUAAUUUACCAUCUUAUAUGAGUGAAUAAAUUUAUUUUUGAUUGUGUAUUCUGCACAAAAUUGUUUACUUCCUCUUUCAUAUUAUAUCCAUUAAAGUUAUUGUAGCGCUGAAAUGCGGAGGAGCAAGUACGUUUAAUGCACAUACGACCGCACUAUUCUGGGACUAAAAUAUUUAAUAUUUCGACAAAAAGUAUACAGGGUGUCUUUAAAAACACAUAAGGCAAGUAUCUAAUAGCAUCAUGUGUAGACAUUGGUGAAAUAACUUUACUUUAGAUAGUAAAAUCAAAAUUAAGAACAGCUUUUGCUUAUGACUUGAUUGAGUUGAUUAUAAUUCGAAGUCGGCAUGUUGAUAAAGGAGUAUAGAAUACCAUUGCCGCUAACGGUAGAGGAAUACCGCAUCGCGCAACUCUAUAUGAUUGCAAAAAAAAGUCGUGAGGAAAGUCACGGAGAAGGCAGUGGAGUUGAAAUUAUCAUCAAUGAGCCAUAUAAAGAUGGUCCAGGUGGUAAUGGACAAUACACUAGAAAGAUUUAUCAUGUUGGUAGUCAUUUACCAGGAUGGAUAAAAAGUUUAUUACCAAAAAGUGCUUUGACUGUGGAGGAGGAAGCAUGGAAUGCAUAUCCCUACACAAGAACGCGCUAUACUUGCCCAUUUGUUGAAAAAUUCUCAUUAGAUAUUGAAACCUAUUAUUAUCCAGAUAAUGGUUACCAAGAAAAUGUUUUUAAAUUAAGUGGAAGUGAUUUACGAAAUCGUGUCGUAGAUGUCAUCGAUAUAGUCAAGGAUCAAUUAUAUGGCGGUGAUUAUAUUAAAGAAGAAGAUCCAAAAUUAUUUUUAUCAAAAAAAACUAGUCGCGGUCCACUUAAUGAAGAUUGGUUGGAUGAAUAUUGGAAGGAAGUUAAGGGUAGGACACAGCCCACAAACCGAAAUAUGUCGCUUAUGUGUGCUUACAAAAUAUGCCGUGUAGAAUUCCGAUACUGGGGAAUGCAAACAAAACUGGAGAAGUUCAUACAUGAUGUUGCCCUACGUAAAACUAUGUUGCGUGCUCAUCGUCAGGCAUGGGCUUGGCAAGAUGAAUGGCAUGGCCUUACCAUUGAAGACAUACGUGAAAUUGAACGUCAAACCCAGCUUGCAUUGGCUAAAAAAAUGGGUGGAACUGAGGAUGAUAAUAGUGAAAUUGACCAUGAGAUUAAGAAAGAUGAAGAUAUUAAAGAACGAAAAAAGUCAGUAGGUGCACCACCACCUAUUUUAACACAAGAACCACCAAGUGCUGAAGCUAGUUCUGAAGAGGAGGAUGAAAAUGACGUGGACACCGCCAUGGCUAGGUCACGAUCCCAAAGUAUACAAAUGUCUAAAUCAAAAUUCGGUUCUAAAGGUGCUCUACAUUCACCAGUUGGAUCGGCGCAUAGUUUCGAUUUACAGCCGCAUGCAAAAUCUGUUCCACACAAAAACGUUGCAAAUUGGCGAAUGGAACGAUUAGAAGUCGACUCAAAAUCAAACUCUGAUGAAGAAUUCUUUGACUGCUUAGAUACUAACGAAACGAAUUCACUCGCUAAAUGGAGUUCACUUGAGUUACUAGGAGAAGGAGAUGACAGUCCACCUCCACAUGGGGGUAUUAAUAACAAAGAUAGACAAGAUGAUAGCAUAUUUAAUCAGGAAUUUCUUAUACGUGUCGCAUCGGAACGUGGCAAUAAGCGCCAAUUGCGCUCAUCGGCUAGUGUAGAUCGUAGUCAUGACUCUCCACCCGGUUCUCCAAGCACACCUUCUUGUCCCACCACAAUACUGAUAUUAGUAGUACACGCAGGUUGUGUACUCGACGCUACGAGUGAAUUGACAGCGAAGAAAUCAGAUGUUACAACAUUUCGAGGUGCAUUUGAAGCAGUUAUGCGUCAACAUUAUCCAAGCUUACUUGCUCACGUCACUAUUAAACUGGUUCCAUGUCCAUCUAUAUGCACUGACGCUCUAGGUAUAUUGUCAAGUUUGAGUCCCUAUUCGUUUGAUACUUCGCCAUCUGUUGCUGACGUACCAAAUGUAGCUGAUAUACCAAUAGGUGCAAUACCACUACUUUCCGUCACUUCACCUGAAUUUCAAGAAACAGUUAACAAAACUGUUGCUGCUGCUAACAUUGUCUAUCAUGAAUUUUUGAAGUCAGAAGAUGGACAUGGAUUUUCUGGACAAGUUGUAAUGUUAGGGGACUCUAUGGGCUCCCUAUUAGCCUAUGAAGCGUUGUGUCGUUCAAACGGUGGAAAUGCUGAAGGAAGUCGUUCAUCUCGCACUGAUGAUGAAGAGCGUUUUAAUGACUCGGAUCUUGAUGCGAAGCGUUUACUAGUCGCACCACCAACGCCUAGAAGACGAAGGUCUUCCUCUUCUAGUGACUCCAGAUCUACGAAAUUAGACUUUGAAGUUACUGAAUUCUUUAUGUUUGGUUCGCCAUUGUCUAUUGUUUUAGCAGCUAGAAAACUACAUGACCCCAAAGCAGCACUUGCUCGACCGAAUUGCAACCAGGUGUACAAUAUGUUUCAUCCUACCGACCCAACUGCUUCUCGCCUAGAAAGUUUGUUAAGUGCAAGAUUUUCUAUGCUUGCGCCAGUUAAUGUUCCACGCUAUGCCAAGUAUCCGCUAGGUAAUGGGCAGCCACUACAUCUAUUGGAAGUGAUACAAUCUCAUCCUCAACAUUUUAGUGAGAGCAAUAACUUAUUGGGAGGUAGACGUUUAUCAGAUGCUUCUAUGCAAAGCACUAUUUCAGGUUUAAUUGAGAAUGUAUCGCUAAGUACAAUCCAUUCACUUCAAACGAAAUGGUGGGGUACGAAGCGGCUCGAUUAUGCACUAUAUUGUCCAGAAGGAUUAAGUAAUUUUCCUGCACAUGCCCUGCCGCAUUUAUUCCAUGCCAGUUAUUGGGAAAGCGCAGAUGUUAUAGCAUUUAUUUUGCGCCAGAUUGGAAAAUUCGAGGGCAAUCUUUUUGUAGGUUCACCUGAUAAGGAUGCAGUUUCAUUUCAUCCCGGACAACCACGUGAAAAAUGGAUUAAGAAACGAACAUCAGUUAAACUUAAGAAUGUCGCAGCCAAUCACCGUGCAAAUGACGUAAUUGUACAAGAAGGUCGUGAACAACGUCUGAAUGCACGUUUUAUGUAUGGUCCACUAGAUAUGAUAACGUUACAUGGUGAGAAGGUUGAUAUACACAUAAUGAAAGAUCCACCAGUGGGUGAAUGGACGUUUUUAACAACUGAGGUAACUGAUAAAAAUGGUCGAAUUUCGUAUAGUAUUCCGGAUCAGCUUUCACUUGGUUAUGGCAUAUACCCAGUUAAGAUGGUAGUUCGUGGUGACCAUACUGGAGUCGACUGUUAUUUAGCAGUAGUACCACCAUUCACGGAAUGUGUUGUUUUUAGUAUAGACGGAUCAUUUACAGCAUCAAUGUCAGUAACAGGACGGGAUCCUAAAGUUCGUGCAGGAGCUGUUGAUGUCUGCCGACAUUGGCAGGAGUUGGGAUAUUUAUUAAUAUACAUAACUGGACGCCCUGAUAUGCAACAGCAGCGAGUUGUAUCCUGGCUGAGCCAACAUAAUUUCCCACAUGGGUUGAUCUCAUUUGCUGAUGGACUAUUAACUGAUCCAUUGGGCCACAAAGCUGCAUACUUAAAUAGUUUAGUGCAAAAUCAUGGAAUAUCCAUUGUAGCGGCUUAUGGCAGCAGUAAAGACAUUAAUGUCUAUACAAACGUUGGAUUAAGAUCAGAUCAAAUAUUCAUAGUAGGAAAGGUUACUAAAAAAUUACAACCAAGUGCAACAGUACUGAGUGAUGGCUACGCUGCGCAUUUAGCUGAAUUACAACAAGUUGGUUUUUCACGUCCCGCCAAAGGCAACGCACGUAUGGUUAUUCCUCGAGGAUGUUUCAAUUUACCAGGCCAGACUUCAAACCCAAGGCGUAGAAGCAAUGAAGGACAUUCAUCACCCAUACGGAGUGGUUUCCUAAAGCGCAAGACGUACCUCAGCCAUCAUUAGAAUGUUUAAAAAUCCAGCA
This is a messenger RNA of Teleopsis dalmanni, 4262 nucleotides long. It is a transcript of the gene rdgB, whose product is annotated as protein retinal degeneration B. Gene Ontology annotation, cellular component: cytoplasm. The coding region runs from base 599 to 4243 and encodes 1214 amino acids. The record is from RefSeq and is a predicted model, not a curated record. Lineage: Eukaryota; Metazoa; Arthropoda; Insecta; Diptera; Diopsidae. Gene Ontology annotation, molecular function: phosphatidylcholine intramembrane carrier activity; phosphatidylcholine binding; phosphatidylinositol transfer activity. The transcript has 17 exons. Gene Ontology annotation, biological process: phospholipid transport.